AUGGCGGGGUCGCCACUGCUCGGCGGGCCGCGGGCCGGGGGCGUCGGCCUUCUGGUCCUGCUGCUGCUGGGCUUACUCCGGCCUCCCUCCGUUCUCUGUGCACGGGUAAAGGAUCCCCGCGGCCCGGGCGCGGCCUCGGCGGCCCUGGGCGAGGCGGGGGCGGCGCGGCGCUUCCGGCGGGCGGCGCGGGGCGAGGCGGCGGCGGCGCAGGAGCUGGCCCGGGCGCUGGCGCACCUGCUGGAGGCCGAGCGGCAGGAGCGGGCGCGGGCCGAGGCGCGGGAGGCGGAGGACCAGCAGGCGCGGGUGCUGGCGCAGCUGCUGCGGGGCUGGGGCGCCCCCCGCGCCGCCGACCCCGCCGCGGCCCCGGGCCCCGAGGACGACCCCGACGCGCCCGCCGCGCAGCUGGCCCGCGCCCUGCUCCGCGCGCGCCUGGACCCCGCCGCCCUGGCCGCGCAGCUGGCGCCCGCCCCGGUGCCCCCCGCGGCGCUGCGGCCCCGGCCCCCCAUCUACGACGACGGCCCCGCGGGCCCCGACGCCGAGGACGACGGCGACGACGCGUCCGAUGUGGACCCCGAGCUGCUGAGGUACCUGCUGGGCCGGAUCCUCUCGGGAAGCCCGGAUGCCGAGGCGGGGGCUACCCAGCGCCGCCGCCUCCGCCGCGCCGCCGCCGACCAGGACCUGGGCCCGGAGGUGCCGCCUGACGGGGUGCUGGGGGCGCUGCUGCGCGUGAAGCGCCUGGAGACCCCCGCGCCCCUGGCGCGCCGCCUCCUGCCGCCCUGA
This is a messenger RNA of Pipistrellus nathusii (Nathusius's pipistrelle), 780 nucleotides long. The record is from the annotation of a GenBank genome assembly. Lineage: Eukaryota; Metazoa; Chordata; Mammalia; Chiroptera; Vespertilionidae.